GAGAGAGAUAAGGAAUUUCAGUGCGAACGCCGAGCAACAUUCCAGUGACACACCGCCAUGAAAGCCAUCGUUCUUCUGCUGGGGAUUUUGGUCUCCUCGGAGGCAGCUGUAACAUGGAAGGACUGUGUUCCCCCGACGACCGCCCACCCCUAUGUAACAUUCACAUCCUUGUCGGUGUCUCCCUCCCCCGUGGUUAUUCCCGGAAACAUCACCAUUGGAGCCCAGGGAACCGUCCAUCACCAUUUCGGCAACGACGUUAAAAUGGUUGUCCACAUGGAUAAAUUGUUGCUAGGACAAUGGACUAAAGUCCCCUGCAGUCAAAACGUUGGAUCAUGUAACUACGACAACCCCUGUGAGUUUUUGGCGGCUUUCAAGACUUCGGGAACCUGUCCACCCCAGCUGACCCAGCAUGGUCUCCCCUGCACGUGCCCAUUCAACCCCUCCAGCAUCGACCUCCCUCCGUCCAUGUUCGAAGUGCAACAGAUCAGCGCUGCCUGGCAAUGGCUGGCUACAGGCCGAUUCCGCGUCCAAGCUGAGAUGAUCCAUAAUCACGUUAUUGUCGGCUGCUUCCACGUAGAAAUGGACAUCCAAAGACACGGAGGCGGGGGAUUCUUGUUUGGUUAAAAUAUUACGUGAAAUAAAUGAUGUGAAGAACAA
Molecule: messenger RNA, 657 nt
Organism: Magallana angulata
Lineage: Eukaryota; Metazoa; Mollusca; Bivalvia; Ostreida; Ostreidae
Product: ganglioside GM2 activator-like
Exons: 4
Coding region: 58-624 (188 amino acids)
Biological process (GO): lipid transport; ganglioside catabolic process
Cellular component (GO): cytoplasmic side of plasma membrane
Molecular function (GO): lipid carrier activity; enzyme activator activity
Source: RefSeq, a predicted model, not a curated record